AUGACAUACUCCAUCAAAUCAUAUCUUGGAGGUUUUUCAUUAUUAAACCUAACGUCACAACUAUUAGGCAGGAGAGCCAAACAAAUUUACAAACUAUUUAUUCAUCAAGAAGAGCAUACUAGCUCAACAUUACUCAAACUUAAAUUACAAAAAGCGAUAAAUACCACGGUGCAAUUCUUGGAUCCUUCAAGUUUACAGGUAGGAAGACAAAAUCACAUUUUACCAUGGUUUAAAUUUUUACAAAGAGAAUCUGGAAUGAGAGGCUUAAGUUUUAAUAAUUUCUUAAAUCAAGUUAAGAAAGAAUUAACAACAGCAGAAAGUUCAUGGCUAGAUGCGUGGUUUAAAAUAAUUAAAAAUAAACCAACACCAUUAGCACGGAAUUUUUUAAUAGAGGUAGAUAGAAAUGAGAUGUAUGACUACAUCUGUAAGUCAAGAGAAAAAGAGUUAGAAAACUUAUGUGACAUGAAGGACAAAGAAAUCAAUAGUGAAACUUUCCAUCAUAUAUCACGGAAAACAGCAACUACUAAGCCGAUUAUUCCCAAUUGGAUUUCCAAUGAAGGAUUAGACUACGAUGAGCAAGCAUGGAAAAAAUUUUGGACUACCUUAUACAGCUUCUAA
Messenger RNA from Lodderomyces pseudojiufengensis, 618 nucleotides. RefSeq lists its product as uncharacterized. The transcript has 2 exons. The record is from RefSeq and is a predicted model, not a curated record. The coding region runs from base 1 to 618 and encodes 205 amino acids. NCBI's taxonomy places the organism in Eukaryota, Fungi, Ascomycota, Pichiomycetes, Serinales, Debaryomycetaceae.